AUGGCCUCGCUCGUGUAGGGGGAAGUAGGCAGUUGGCUGGCAGAGGCGCGGAGUGUAGGAGUAGGGUAUUGUGGAUCAGUUUGUGACGUAGCCCCUUUUGUUUGUGCGGGCAUUCUGAAGCGCAUCAUCAUGCCUAUAAGGAAAAAAUGCAGGUUUCUUGUACAAAAUAUCGUACAGAAGGUUUCGCGGGAAAAUAAGAGGCAUAGUUCAUUUUUGUAUACGAAUAUGCGUGAUAACCUGCCAACAAGGGUAGCGCAAAGAGGCGAAUUGUCGCAUAUCCCUUUCGGGAGACAGAAUGAAGAUUAUUUGUCUUCAUCAUAUUUCAUGAAAAGCGCUCCCUGUAGAAAUUUUUCCAUUAGUUCUUCUUCAAGAAUGAGAUUUGUACAGUUUUCUGGAACCAAUGGUGGCCCCCAAAGGCUCGGCGUUCAGUUGACACAAGACAGUGAUAUAAUUGAUAUCAGUGGCGUCGAUUCGUCCAUACCCAAUAGUUUGGUUAAAUUUUUACAUGCAGGACCCGAAAUGCUGGAGAAAUCUAAGAGGUUAGUCGCAGAAGGCAAGUCUCUGAUUCCUCUGUCUGAUGUUCGCCUACUGCCGCCUGUGUCAUCUCCGGACAAAAUUGCGUGUGUUGGACUAAACUAUCGAGGUCACUGUGAGGAACAGAAUCGACCUUUCCCACAAGAGCCAGUCUUCUUCUCGAAGUGGAGCAGCUGCAUUGCUGGACCCAAUGCAGAAGUCAAACAUCCAUCAAUCACAAAUGAACUUGAUUGGGAAGUUGAGUUGGCUGUUGUUAUUGGUAAACGUGCGCAUGCUGUUCGCCCAACAGAUGCAAUGGAUCAUGUGUUCGGGUUUACUGUGGCUCAAGAUAUAACAGCCCGGGACUGGCAGAAGAAGAGCCGAAAUGGUGGACAGUGGCUCCUUGGGAAGAGUAUGGAUGGUUCUUGUCCUCUUGGUCCAUCUGUUGUGUUGAAGGAAGUAGUGGCAGAUCCCUAUGCCUUGCCCAUAUGCUGUAAAGUGAAUGGGGUAUUGAAACAGGAAAGCAACACCAAUGAGCUGAUCCAUAAGAUUGACUACAUUGUCUCUUUCUUGUCACAUUGCUGCACACUACUGCCAGGUGAUGUGAUACUGACUGGAACACCAGCAGGUGUUGGAGUGUUCCGGAAUCCUCAGGAAUUCCUCAAGCCAGGAGAUGUAAUUGAGAGUGAAAUUGAAGGCAUUGGUAAACUCAAGAAUACCAUUGUAUGAGAAGCUGGUGAAGAAGUUAAAAUGUUGAGGACUCAAGUUAAUGGAUAUUCUGACAUAAUCACGUUUAUGACAAUAAAGAUUGACAGCAGCUGCAUCUUGUUUACCAUGAUAUGAUAAAGACACUUCUUAUCUCUGAAUGUAUAUUAUCCAUGUAUUAUUGCAACUCAGGCUUUAUUUUUUAUAAUUUUAUCCAGGGUUUUAUUUUUAUGUAAGAUAACAAAGCAUGAUAUAGCAUAACUUAUGUCAGACAAGGCUUAUGGUUGGAAUAAGGCAAUCUUUUAAACUGAGAAAGAACAUUACAGUAAUAAAUUUCAGUUGAUGGCUAUAGAAGACUGGAAGUUCAGUGGAUUUUAUUCACAACCUGUAAACGGAAGGCUUGUGGAUAUACAUAAAAUAUUUUAGACAUGCAGGCAUCUUUAAAAAAGUGUGAUGGUACCUGUGAACUUCAUUACAUUCAUAUGCAUGCAUGUAACACUCUAGCUAUGACUGAAUGAAUUUGGUGGAAUUUUGUGAUGGAAACCACUAAUACAGAAGAGAAUGGACAAAUUAUGGACAUACAGUGAAAGCCUUAUUUAAAAUUUUCAAUCAGUAUAGUGUUCAAAACCACUGUUCCCCAAAGAAACAGAACAUUAAAUAGGUUACUUUGGGGAGCAAGAAUUUGAACACAACUGAGAACAAUUAUAAAUGGAAGAAAUUUAACACUGAUACCAUUGAAAUUGAGCAUUAAAUGAGGGAAAAUCUUAAAUUGAGGAACUUAGAUGGGGGUUCCACUGUAUAUGAUACUUUUUUUGGAUAAUACUCUUUCAGUUAUGCAAUGGGUGCUUAAGCUGGAUGAAUUACAUGCUGAUGAAUUUGAUGAACCUGUUUUAUAUUACAUUGUAUUCUGUGUUAGUAUCCCACAAAAAACAGAAUCCAUUUAAGCAUAACAAAGGUUUGGUGGCAGAUGCAAGCUGUUUAUUACUAGUCUUGCCUUAUCAAUUAUAAAACAUCAUUCAUGUGAAUUUUAUUGGUUUCACUUAAAUAAAUAAUAAUAUUAACACA
Cryptotermes secundus is the source of this 2283-nucleotide messenger RNA. RefSeq names its product fumarylacetoacetate hydrolase domain-containing protein 2. Bases 130 to 1242 code for a protein of 370 amino acids. The record is from RefSeq and is a predicted model, not a curated record. The transcript has 5 exons. Gene Ontology annotation, molecular function: hydro-lyase activity. NCBI's taxonomy places the organism in Eukaryota, Metazoa, Arthropoda, Insecta, Blattodea, Kalotermitidae.